GAUGGAAAUGGUGAAAUGGAACUGUUGUUUCAGUCUGAAUUACAUUUUCAUUCGGUACUUUGAAUUUUUACACAUGUGAAUUUUUUUGAUCAAUCUUGGAAAUGCCGCCCCUGAAUUUUGGCGCCCUAGGCGACCGCCUGCCCUGUCUACCCCCUAGCGACGGCCCUGAGGAUAUGAUAUUAAUCAAAAUACACAUACUGGUUCAACGCAAGUAGAAUCGGAAUGAUACCCUGCAGCAAAUCCAAGUACACAUUUCGAGAAUUGGGCAACGAAAUUUAACAGGUCAAUAUCAACCAUGAUCAAACGUCAAGGGAACAACGGAUGGUAAUAAUCCGUAAUAAACCAUUAUGUAUUCUAACGACAGUCAUUGUUUCUGAAACGACUUACAAAUAUACUCAGACGAUGUGCACAACCGAGCAAUUAUAAAACAUAAACUAAUAUUGACGGCCCGAAAAAAAUGUUCAAACCAUUUGUGCAACUGCCGACGAGAACUGGUUGUUAAACUGGAGACACUCUCGAGGAAUGAGAGGAACCUCUUGAAUUUUGACCAAAUUGUUAUUUUUGGUGAUCGUGCUAUGCAGGAUUUGUGUCUGUUUCUUUCGGGAGUUUUUGCUGAAAGUGAAUAAAUGAAGUUCUUUUUUAUCAGUUGAUUGUUCUCUAUUUUGGGUUGGAACGAGCAACAAACCUGAUGGACAAUGAUGUAAUCAGCGAUCAAAUAAACAAAAGAUUAUUCGAGACCUUCAAUAGCAGAAACAAGAUCGGGAAAAGGGCUUUUGGUGGUAGAAAAUUUAGCACACCUGCUGCCCUUAACACAGAUCGCCUUCAGUCUGCUUUUAUAGUAAAUAAACGUCGUUUUAGUAAUGUAGGCGAUGUCGUUUCUAGGAAAUUAUCCACAACUAUUGGAUGGAGGACUUCAGUUGCUCCUUCCCAAGAGGUGAUCCUAGCUGGAAGAACUCUCUGCAACAUGUACAUCAGAAACAGACUGAAGAGGGCCGGCCUCUUCAGAAGAAAGAUAGGUCUGAUCCGACCACAGAUCAUGUUAGGAUCUUCUUCAAUUCACGAGAACAUAGCGAAAGAAAUAUUUCCUUACCUCCUUCAGUCUUGCUUAGAAUUGGAAAGGAUGUAUUCGAAUCUUUACACGAACAUAGCGAGGCAGCUACAUUGCACAGAAAAAAUGGACGAAGUUGCGGAAAUAAUGGUUGCGGUGGGCCACGAGAUAUUCCGAGCUGAACCCACUUGGGGAAAAGUCAUAGCCAUUUUUUGCGUGGCUGGUGGUUUGGCAGUGGAUUCGAUCAAGACUGGAAACGCUGAGAAUGUCAGCAGAGUGGCAGAUGGGAUGGCUGAGUUAUUAGAAGACAGGGUGGCAGAAUGGAUUACAUCCAAUGGAGGAUGGAUUCACCUGUGCAAUAGAUGUCGAAAAGAAGAAGAUAAAGAGGUGGUGUUAUUUGUGGGAUAUUCUGGAAUAUUUAUGUUGAUUAUUACUAUAUUAGCAAUUUCUUAUUUCCUUAUGAACUCUCUUUUAAGAUAUUUGCUGUGAAGAAAUAGUAUUAUUGUAUUUAUUAUUUAUAUUAAAAUGAAAAGAAUGUAAAAGCAUGAAAUAAAAAUAGAAAAUUUGAUGGAAGCGACAAUAAAAUCACUUAUUGUUUGAAAAAUAAAUUAUUGAAUUACUGAA
Harmonia axyridis is the source of this 1672-nucleotide messenger RNA. Its product is annotated as bcl-2-related ovarian killer protein homolog B-like. Lineage: Eukaryota; Metazoa; Arthropoda; Insecta; Coleoptera; Coccinellidae. The record is from RefSeq and is a predicted model, not a curated record. Gene Ontology annotation, cellular component: mitochondrial outer membrane. Gene Ontology annotation, biological process: regulation of apoptotic process; extrinsic apoptotic signaling pathway in absence of ligand; intrinsic apoptotic signaling pathway in response to DNA damage. Gene Ontology annotation, molecular function: protein heterodimerization activity; protein homodimerization activity. Bases 689 to 1537 code for a protein of 282 amino acids. The transcript has 4 exons.